AUGUAUCAAUUCCUCCAUCUUCCGGUGGAGCUUAUCCGGAUGAUCGCCAAAAACCUCGAUCCUGAGGACGUUGCAGCGCUCUCCAUGUGCAGCACCUUUCUACACGAUAUCGCCGCCGAGUACACCCCUCCGGAGAUCUCCGCAUACGUCACAAUAUGCACUCUGGACAUCGCACUGGUUCAGAGGACGAUCGAGACAGCUACCAGAGAAACCAUCAAACUGGCCCUUAAGUAUGAAGGGAGUAAUUCCUACGCCCUUGGGAUUGUGGCCAAAGCCGAAAGAAUGGACCUUUUCAUACUCCUCUACCCCUUCGUCUGUCGCUGGCAUAAAAGCCUCCUGUGUGCCCUCAAUUCAGCAAUCUCGGUAUCUCAUCGUGCGAUGAUCACGCUUCUGCUUUCCCACAUCGACGCGGAUCAGCUGGCUAACGGGGUCUUGUUUGCCUGCGUCUGGUCCCCGUCAGAAUUCGUUCGGUGGUUUAUAUCCCAGUUGCCGACGCGGUGGCGAGCUUAUGCUUGCACCGCCGCCAUGGAGACUGUGGUUAAAUUGGGAGAGAUUGAGCUCCUGGAAAUUCUUAUUGCCGGAGGAGGCGACCCAAGCACCCUUCUGGACCAUAGAAGGCGGUGCGAUAAUAUACAAUCGGGGACCAUACUUCACUUUCUUGCCUAUUGGGGACUCACCAAUAACGAACCGGAACGGGCCCUUCAACCCAUGAUCCGCAUGCUUUGCGAGGCCGGGACUAAUGUUAAUGCGACCGACAGAGAUGGAAGGACAGCGCUUCAUAUCCUCGCCCGCAUCGGGUCAUUCAGCGUCGAGCAACACCUGGAGUCGUUGAAUAUGGUUCCAAAUACUCGUAUCGACUUGAUCUACGAGGAUAUCAUUCGGACAUUGAUCGAGUUCGGUGCCGACCUUGGCGUGGAGGACAUGUAUGGAAUGACGGCUUACGAUUAUGCAGACAAAUACGACGAACAGGUGAUGACAGGAAUCUUGAUAGAGCACUGUGAUCAUGUUCUCGACGAACGCGAGGCAAUCGAAGACCUGGAACGCGCCAUGGCCGCCCUCAGCCUCGAAUAA
Messenger RNA from Morchella sextelata, 1071 nucleotides. RefSeq lists its product as uncharacterized. The coding region runs from base 1 to 1071 and encodes 356 amino acids. The transcript has a single exon. The record is from RefSeq and is a predicted model, not a curated record. NCBI's taxonomy places the organism in Eukaryota, Fungi, Ascomycota, Pezizomycetes, Pezizales, Morchellaceae. Gene Ontology annotation, molecular function: protein binding.